Molecule: messenger RNA, 2821 nt
Organism: Helianthus annuus (common sunflower)
Lineage: Eukaryota; Viridiplantae; Streptophyta; Magnoliopsida; Asterales; Asteraceae
Product: pentatricopeptide repeat-containing protein At3g49170, chloroplastic
Exons: 1
Coding region: 59-2605 (848 amino acids)
Biological process (GO): RNA modification
Molecular function (GO): zinc ion binding; RNA binding; protein binding
Source: RefSeq, a predicted model, not a curated record
UCUUUCUUCACCAUCUCAACAACCAGCCAACAGGAUUGUUUAUCUUUUGAGAUUGAGAAUGCCAAUUCUCUCCCUUGUCUCCCCCGCCAACUUGGCAGCAACAAAUCCCCCCGCCAAAACCCUAAAGAAUCCCAAUUUCGAACCACUCAAGGACCGAUUAAUCAGUUUAUCCAAUGCGGGCCGAAUUCAAGAAGCACUUUCAGUCCUUGAUGUCAUGACCCAACGCCACCACCUCACCCCUGACCUCACUACCUUCUCCGUCCUCCUCAAAUCCUGCAUCCGAACCCGCAAUUUUCAACUUGGUAAACUCCUUCACUCAAAACUCAACCGAUCUGGAUUAAAACUCGACCCAAUUGUACUCAAUUCCCUCAUAAGCUUCUAUUCUAAAUGCGGGGAUUGGACUACAGCAAAAGCUAUAUUUGAUUCCAUGGGGGGCUUGAGGGAUUUGGUCUCUUGGAGUGCCAUGAUAUCCUGCUUUGCGCAUAACGGGAUGGAAUCACAAGCUUUGCUCACAUUUGUUGAGAUGCUCAUGCAUGGAGGACAGUACCCAAAUCAGUUUUGUUUCUCCGCCGCCAUCCAGGCGUCUUGUAACCGAGAUCAUGCUUUCAUGGGAGAGUCCAUUUUCGGGUUUGUGAUCAAGACGGGCUACUUUGAGUCUGAUGUCUGUGUCGGGUGUGCUCUCAUUGAUUUGUAUGCUAAGGGUUUUCAUGACUUGGACUCUGCCUGGAAGGUGUUUGAUAAAAUGCCUGAGAGAAAUUCAGUUACUUGGACUUUGUUGAUAACUAGAUAUGCGCAACUGGGACAUCAUAGAGAUGGGAUUGAAUUGUUUCCACGUAUGCUAUCUUGUGGGUUUAUGCCCGACCGCUUUACUCUGAGUAGCGUUGUGUCCGCCUGUGCUGAACUGGGAUUUAUGUCGGUUGGUCAGCAAAUGCAUUCUUGGGUGAUUAAGUCAGGUUUGUGUAUGGAUGUCUAUAUUGGGUGCAGUCUUGUGGACAUGUAUGCAAAGUGUGCAACUACUGAACCUAUGGAGGAUGCUAGAAAAGUUUUUGAUCGGAUGCCUAACCAUAAUGUGAUGUCUUGGACUGCGAUCAUAACAGGAUAUGUGCAAAGUGGAGGGCUUGAUGCAACUGCAAUUGAACUCUACUGCAAAAUGAUCACACAAGGUGAAGUCUUACCAAAUCAUUUCACUUAUUCCAGCCUUUUAAAAGCAUGUGGCAGUCUUUCAAAUCUUGAAAUCGGGAAACAAGUUCAUAAUCAUGCAGUAAAAUCUGGUCUCGUGUCUGUGAACUGUGUUGGCAAUUCUCUUAUUAGCAUGUAUGCCCGAUCUGGUAGCAUGGAAGAUGCCCAAAAAGCUUUUGAAUUUCUUCUCGAGAAGAAUCUAAUCUCUUACAAUGCCAUUGUGGAUGGGUUUGUCAAAAAUACGAGUUCUGAUGAAGCCCUUAAGAUGUUUAAUAAAUUUGAGGAGACUCAAACAGGGGUUGAUUCUUUCACGUUUGCCAGCCUUUUAAGCGCAGCAGCCAGUCUCGGUGCUGUUGGAAAGGGUGAGGAAAUGCACGCCCAGUUGGUGAAGUCAGGUGUUGAUUCAAACCAAAGGGUAUGUAAUGCUUUGAUAUCAAUGUAUUCUCGGUGUGGUGACAUAGAAGCAGCUGCUCGAGUUUUUAACAAAAUGGAUGAACGGAAUGUAAUAUCAUGGACGUCAAUUAUAACGGGGUUUGCAAAACACGGUCUAGCAAAAAGUGCUUUGAAAGUGUUCGAUAAAAUGCUUGAAGCAGGUGUGAAGCCAAAUGAAGUCACUUAUAUUGCUGUUUUAUCAGCUUGUAGUCAUGCUGGGAUGGUUAAUGAGGGUUUAAAACACUUUAGCUCAAUGUAUAGUGACCACAAGAUAACCCCAAAGAUGGAACAUUAUGCAUGUGUGGUGGACUUAUUAGGAAGGUCGGGCUCUCUUGAAAAAGCGGUUGACUUUAUUGACUCCAUGCCUUUGAAGGCUGAUGCUUUGGUAUGGCGAACAUUACUAGGAGCCUGCCAAGUCCAUGGUAAUAUAGAAUUGGGAAAGUUAUCUGCAAAAAGGAUCACUGAGCUGGAUCCAAAUGAUCCAUCUGCUUAUAUACUGUUAUCCAACCUCUAUGCUUCAAAGGGUCAAUGGGAAAAAGUGGUCAAAAUCCGAAAGACCAUGAAAGAAAGGAACUUGAUCAAGGAAGCAGGCUGCAGUUGGAUAGAAGCCGAAAACCAAGCUCACAAGUUCUAUGUAGGGGAUACAUGUCACCCCCGUGCACAUGAUAUAUACAAGGAGUUAGAUCAGUUGGUAAUUGACAUAAAGAAACUAGGUUACGUUCCUGAUACAGAUUUUGUUCUUCAUGAACUUGAUGAGAAAGAAAAAGAGCGAUACCUUGUUCAACAUAGUGAGAAGAUUGCUGUGGCGUUUGGGCUAAUAAGUGUGUCGAAAACGAAACCGAUAAGGGUGUUUAAGAAUCUUAGGGUUUGUGGAGAUUGUCAUACUGCAAUGAAGUAUAUAUCAGUGGCAAGGGGGAGAGAAAUUGUGGUUAGAGAUUCAAAUAGAUUUCACCAUUUUAAGAAUGGCUCAUGUUCUUGCAACGAUUAUUGGUGAUGAUUUCCAGGCGAAUUUAGCUUUUAAAAGAUGCAACUUGAAGAUGCCAAGUGUUUCAUCCAUGGCUGCCUCUUCUAGUUGCUGGUGUAAGUUGGUGAACAUAUGGAUGUAUGUAAAUUUCACUCUAUGUAUCUAUUAACAAUAGAGGGAAAGAUUAUCAUUAUUCAAACAUGUUAGUUUAACAAUAAGCAAUAUACAGAAAACUGUUACCAUUAA